AUGGCUUUUCAACACCUCAGGCUGCCGCUUGUGAUUGUAUCUGUGGUUCUGGUCAUCUACACAUUCCCAGUUCAAUGUACAUUUUUCAAAGCUCACCCUGCAAUUGUAAUCAUUACAAACCCUGCUAGUUUUGUCACAAAAUGUCUUCCAGUGGCUGAAGCCAAACUUGCCAUUGCAGCGGAGCCAGACAAAGCUAAAGAGUUUCUUAACGCUCGGAAACGAUUCAAGAGGCAACUGUGGGAUCGCCCUCAGCCCGAUGUUCAGCAAUGGACUCGGCAGUUCAUGUACAUGGGGUUUGAUGAACUGAGGAUUGAAACCGACUUAUCCUACUGGAUGGAUCGAGGACGCAACCCCCACGACUACUACGGGCACCAGCACCAUUAUGAUGAGAAUGCACCGAUUGGACCUCGCGAUCCCUAUUCUUAUAGGCAUGGAGCAAGCGUUAACUAUGAUGACUAUUAAAAAAAACGUAACUUCCACUUCAGGGAAACAUUGUCUUUUUAUUUGUUUUAUUUUUGCAAUUCUGUGGACUGUUGUGGGCAAUGUAAAAGCAUGGGGGUUUACGUAAUUACAAGAAACUUUGACAUUGCAAGUUAUAUACUUUGUAAUUCAAGACUUUACAAUUUACAAUAAAGGCAUUCCAUAGUGACCUUGACACGACCUGUACAGAAUGCACAUUAUAUAUACUGAAUAUUAUCUACUUUAUAUUAAACUAAGACAUUUAAUCAGUUCCUCUGUUUCUUUAUACAGCUUUGAAUAUAAAGUAAGCAAGUUAUUGGUUGGCAGUUUUUUUAUUUUUAAUUUAAAGUGUUCAUCCAGCAUCAAGACAAAGAUAAGUAACACGCAACUGACCUUCACUCCCAGUUAGAUAAAUGUGCUCUUCCAAUGUGCACGUCAUUUAUCUAUCGAACACAAUUGGCAAUUAUUUUUAUUUAUUUAUUUAUUUUUUAAAGGAAAUAGAAAUUGCUAAUUCUAUACGAUAAAUAACAAAACAAAUUUGUGGCAUUCAAUCAACCAUGGGGUUG
Messenger RNA from Polyodon spathula (Mississippi paddlefish), 1025 nucleotides. Its product is annotated as augurin-like. Gene Ontology annotation, biological process: regulation of cell population proliferation; G1 to G0 transition; central nervous system development. The transcript has 3 exons. NCBI's taxonomy places the organism in Eukaryota, Metazoa, Chordata, Actinopteri, Acipenseriformes, Polyodontidae. The coding region runs from base 1 to 462 and encodes 153 amino acids. The record is from RefSeq and is a predicted model, not a curated record.